Messenger RNA from Pelobates fuscus (common spadefoot toad), 2625 nucleotides. It is a transcript of the gene FZR1, whose product is annotated as fizzy and cell division cycle 20 related 1. The coding region runs from base 152 to 1633 and encodes 493 amino acids. Gene Ontology annotation, molecular function: ubiquitin ligase activator activity; protein binding; anaphase-promoting complex binding. Gene Ontology annotation, cellular component: anaphase-promoting complex. The transcript has 14 exons. Gene Ontology annotation, biological process: anaphase-promoting complex-dependent catabolic process; positive regulation of anaphase-promoting complex-dependent catabolic process; positive regulation of ubiquitin protein ligase activity. The record is from RefSeq and is a predicted model, not a curated record. Lineage: Eukaryota; Metazoa; Chordata; Amphibia; Anura; Pelobatidae.
CUUGGGAUGUGACGUCACCCAGACCUCACCAACCGAUCCCGGAAAGCAGACCUAACGCAACGAUCUCAGACUCUGCACCAUCUGGGUGUAUGCCCAGUGAAAGUGUUAAUCGUCCUCCCUCUGCCUGCUCCACACACAUCUUCCAUCCACCAUGGACCAGGAUUAUGAGAGGCGCCUGCUGCGACAAAUUAAUCUCCAGAAUGAGAACACCAUGCCUUGCGUAGCUGAGAUUAGACGAACGCUUACCCCAUCAAACUCUCCAAUAUCUUCUCCAAGUAAACAUGGAGAUAGAUUUAUACCAUCCAGAGCUGGCGCCAACUGGAGUAUCAAUUUCCAUCGGAUAAAUGAAAAUGAAAAGUCUCCUAGUCAGAACCGAAAAGCCAAAGAUGCUACUUCAGAUAGUGGAAAAGAUGGAUUGGCAUAUUCUGCACUUCUUAAGAAUGAGUUGUUGGGGGCUGGAAUAGAAAAGGUGCAAGACCCCCAGACAGAGGAUCGUCGUCUUCAGCCUUCCACACCAGAGAAAAAGAGUUUGUUUACGUAUUCUCUAAGUUCAAAGCGAUCAAGCCCAGAUGAUGGUAAUGAAGUAUCUCCAUAUUCCCUGUCACCAGUGAGUAACAAAAGUCAGAAACUUCUACGUUCUCCACGAAAACCUACACGCAAAAUUUCCAAGAUACCUUUUAAAGUUCUGGAUGCACCUGAAUUGCAAGAUGACUUUUACCUUAACUUGGUGGACUGGUCAUCCCUUAAUGUGUUGAGUGUUGGCCUAGGAACCUGUGUAUAUUUGUGGAGUGCAUGUACUAGCCAGGUGACCAGGCUCUGUGACCUUUCUGUAGAAGGUGAUUCUGUUACCUCGGUGGGGUGGUCUGAGAGGGGAAAUUUAGUGGCUGUGGGCACGCAUAAAGGCUUUGUUCAGAUCUGGGAUGCGUCAGCUGGGAAGAAGUUGUCUACGCUAGAGGGACACACAGCUCGAGUGGGAGCUUUGGCUUGGAAUGCUGAUCAGCUAUCUUCUGGGAGCAGAGACAGGAUGAUCCUGCAACGAGACAUCCGUACCCCACCUAUCCAGUCUGAAAGGAGGCUGCAAGGUCACAGGCAAGAAGUGUGUGGGCUGAAGUGGUCCACAGAUCAUCAACUCUUGGCUUCUGGAGGGAAUGACAACAAGCUCCUGGUUUGGAAUCACUCUAGCCUGAGCCCCGUCCAGCAGUAUACAGAACAUCUAGCUGCAGUGAAGGCUAUAGCAUGGUCCCCACAUCAACACGGUCUGCUUGCCUCAGGUGGGGGCACUGCUGAUCGCUGUAUCCGCUUCUGGAACACACUUACUGGCCAGCCCCUGCAGUGUAUAGAUACUGGCUCACAGGUCUGCAACUUAGCCUGGUCUAAACAUGCCAAUGAGCUGGUAAGCACGCACGGUUACUCUCAGAACCAGAUCCUAGUGUGGAAGUAUCCAUCACUCACACAGGUGGCAAAGCUUACCGGACAUUCCUAUAGAGUUCUUUAUCUGGCCAUGUCUCCUGAUGGGGAAGCCAUUGUUACAGGAGCUGGUGAUGAAACAUUACGAUUCUGGAAUGUUUUUAGUAAAACUCGGUCAACAAAGGAAUCCGUCUCUGUUCUUAACCUCUUCACGCGAAUACGAUAACUUCACUUCCUUUUUCCUCCCUGGACUGUUUCCAUUCUUGAUAACCAGCUUUCUUCCUGUUCUGGAGUCAAUACAGGAGGAUUAAAGACUUUAUAGAAAAUGGAGGCAUUAAAUAAUAAUUAAAAAAUAAAUAAAUAUCCGCAUAUAUAUUUUGGGGGGAGAGAGAAGGGACCACUCUUUACCGUGGGCUGUGGGGAGGGUUGGAUGGAUCGAUCAUGGCACAACCGCUGGUUAUAUAGCUGUUUGUAAGUGUGUGUAUAAAAAUGCUGAUGUAUAUCUUAUCUUUUGAUAUUUCCCCCUAGUGUGAUGUUGUGUAGCCCUCUCCAGCUGUCAAAAAAAUAUCAUUCAGUCCUCCUCCUAUACAGUGACAUUGCUGUCUCUUUUAAGUGGUACUGAGGGUUACUUGUGAAACUUGCAUGCAAAAGUGGGCCCGAAGGCUCUUACCACAAAGUACAAUUUGCAGUCUUCUAAAAAAAAAAAAAAUCAAACCAAAAAACAAACCUUUUACCAUUUUCUCCUAUGAUCUCGGUUGGGGAGGGCAGUAGUGUGUGCAGAGGGGCUUAUUUUAUGAAUGUUUGAUUGAAAGUCAGCAAUUCCUAUGUUGCUUGUUAAUAUUAGUGCAAUUUGUUUCAUUUUACAGAUAUUCUGUAUUUUUAAUGUUAAUUUAAUGCUCGAUUUCAGAUCAGUCUCUAAUGAUCGGCUCCCUGUGUUUAAAUUUGUUUUUUUACAUUUGUGCGUUUUUUGGAGGUGGGAAGAGCAAGAUGUCCUUCAGUUUGUUCAAGGAAAGCACUUAACCUUUAGUUGAUAUGUCCACCUCUAAUUAUACAGCAUUGUAACCUCCGCGACGAGGUUUGAGCAGCAGCCAAUUGGACAGUUUGUGUGUGCUCUCAAGUUGGUUUUGUAUUAUUACCCCCAGAAUGGGGGGAAAAGGUCCUACUCUUUAUUCUUUGUUUUUAAAGAAGAAAAAAAAAUCCCAUGCUUGGUGUUGAAAA